AUGCUUCAUAAGAGGGUUGAAUGCUACGUUGAUGACUUGGUCGUAAAGACGAAGAGUAGGCGUUACCACCUUGAAGACCUUCGAAUUGUUUUUGAAAGGUUAAGGAAAUUCGACCUGAAGAUGAAUCCACUCAAAUGUGCAUUUGGAGUUACCUCAGGAAAGUUUCUUGGCUUCAUUGUGCGUCAUCGUGGAAUUGAAGUUGAUCCUGCAAAAAUUGACGCCAUUCAGAAAAUGCCCAAGCCAAAGAACUUGAGAGAGCUUCGAAGUCUCCAAGGAAACUUAGCAUUCAUCCGGAGCAUCAAAAAAUACUUGCUGAAUCCACCUGUGUUAGGGGCGCCAAUGCUUGGGAAGCCAUUGAUACUCUACAUCGCGGCACAGGAACGUUCACUUGGAGCACUACUUGCUCAAGAAAAUGAGGAAGGAAAGGAACAAGCCUUCUACUACCUUAGCCGAACUCUGAUAGGAGCUGAGAUGAACUAUACGCCUAUUGAGAAAAUAUGCUUAGCGUUACUUUAUGCGAUAAAGAAGAUAAGGCAUUAUUUUGAAGCAUACACCAUCAAACUCAUCUCUCGAGCAGAUCUCAUAAAGUUCGUGAUGACUCGACCUGUUCUUUCUGAACGACUAACAAGAUGGUCCAUAUUGUUUAACCAAUAUGAGAUCACAUACACACCUCAAAAAGCUGUGAAAGGACACGCACUAGACAAUUUUCUGGCUGACCACCCUCUUCCGGCAGAAUGGGAGCUUUCGAAUGAGUUUCCAGAUGAAGACGUUUUGUUCAUCGAAGAGUUUCCACCAUGGACAAUGUUCUUUGAUGGAUCUGCACAUUGUAACAGUGCGGGGGCAGGUGUUGCGUUGAUCUCUCCAGAAAGACAAGUCUUGCCAUUCUCUUUUGUUUUAGGUGAAACAUGCUCCAACAAUGCCGCAGAGUACCAAGCUUUGAUCGUCGGUCUCGAAAUAGCAUUAGAAAUGAAGAUUCUACAGUUGGAGAUCUACGGAGACUCUAAGCUGAUCAUCAACCAACUUUUGAGGAGUUACGAGGUAAAGAAGGAAGAUCUAUUGACAUACCAUCAAUACGCUUCUGGUUUACUUGAAAAAUUUGACCAAGUGUUCUUAAACCACGUCCCAAGAGAAAAAAAUCGCAAGGCUGAUGCUUUGGUUAACUUGGCCACGACGAUGGCACUUGGAGAGAAUGAGUCAACAAAGGUAUAUGUGUGUCAUCGAUGGGUUAUUCCUAUACUUCUGGAUCUUCAAAUCAACGAAAGCCAUCAUACGUCUGUUCGAGUGAUUGAAGAAGAAGAUUGGAGGCAACCACUGAUAGAGUACCUUGAACAUGGAAAGUUACCUGAAGAUCCGCGACAAAGAACAGACAUCAAACGAAGAGCACCACGAUUCAUCUUCUAUAAGGGGACAUUGUUUCGCCGCUCUUUUGAAGGACUAUUCUUGCGAUGUUUUGACAAAGAAGAAGCCCGCCAAGCGAUGGAGGAAGCACAUUCUGGCUCAUGUAGAGCAUACCAAUCUGGUCCCAAGCUCCGCUUUCGCAUCAAGAGGAUGGGCUACUACUGGGCGACAAUGGUGAAGGAUUGCAUGGAUCAUGCCAAAAGAUGCCAAGCGUGUCAAUUUCAUGCCAACUACAUCCACCAACCUCCAGAGCCUCUUCAUCCAACUGUAGCUUCAUGGCCUUUUGAUGCAUGGGGACUUGACGUUGUUGGACCACUUCCAAAGUCAUCAAAGAGACAUAUUUACAUAUUGGCCGCUACAGACUACUUCUCUAGAUGGGCCGAAGCUGCUCCACUCAAGGAGAUGAAAAAGGAGACUGUUGUCGAUUUUAUCAAGUCAUAUAUAAUUAUUAGGUACGGAAUACCAAGAUACGUAAUCAUCGAUAAUGGAACGCCAUUUGACAACAAGCUCGUGAAGACUCUGUGCGAGAAGUUCGGCUUCAAGCAACAUAAGUCUUCAAUGUAUAAUGCACCCGCCAACAACCUUGCUGAAGCUUUUAACAAGACGCUUGAAGCAGUUCUUUCGCUGGAGCAACAAAUUCCAUCAUUGCGGAUCACAAUCCAAGAAGGGCUCACAUCCGAAGAGAAUGCUCAACUUUGCCUAGCGGAGUUAGAGGCCUUGGAUGAGAAAAGAUUAGAAGCGCAACAAAAAUUGGAGUGCUAUCAAGCUCCACUAGCUAGAGCCUUCAACAAGAAAGUGCGGCCAAGAUCAUUCCAAGUGGGAGACUUAGUCCUAGCCGUUCGACGACCCAUAAUCCUCAACAAACGCAUAGGCGACAAGUUUACCUCAAAAUGGGAUGGGCCAUAUGUUGUGAAAGAAGCCUAUUCAAGCGGCGCAUACAAAAUUGUCGAUAAGGAUGGUCUCAGAGUUGGUCCGAUCAACGGAAAAUUUCUGAAGCAGUACUUCCCAUGA
Nicotiana attenuata is the source of this 2409-nucleotide messenger RNA. RefSeq lists its product as uncharacterized. Gene Ontology annotation, biological process: DNA integration. The coding region runs from base 1 to 2409 and encodes 802 amino acids. Lineage: Eukaryota; Viridiplantae; Streptophyta; Magnoliopsida; Solanales; Solanaceae. The record is from RefSeq and is a predicted model, not a curated record. Gene Ontology annotation, molecular function: RNA-DNA hybrid ribonuclease activity; nucleic acid binding. The transcript has 3 exons.